Messenger RNA from Prosopis cineraria, 1399 nucleotides. Its product is annotated as transcription factor bHLH19-like. Gene Ontology annotation, molecular function: protein dimerization activity. Lineage: Eukaryota; Viridiplantae; Streptophyta; Magnoliopsida; Fabales; Fabaceae. The record is from RefSeq and is a predicted model, not a curated record. Bases 1 to 1188 code for a protein of 395 amino acids. The transcript has 5 exons.
AUGUCAUUUGCUAACGUGGAGCUUCUGAGAAAUGAUGCAUGGAAGGAAAAGGCAAUCAAAUUCUGCGGAGGAAGAAGAAGAUCGAACCCACUAUUUGACCAAACUAGCCGAGUGAAGCAGAAUCGUACCUUGCCACGUCACCGGCUUUUUCUUCAACUCUCAGAAUUGACAUUUCAAGGUGCUGUUUUGGAUCUAUUCCAAGCCGACCACGACGAGCUUCAGAGUCAGAUGACGGAAAUAUCCUCAGCCAUGUACUUGCCUGAAUUCGGAAUGGAGGAUCUGACAUUGUUUGAGGAGUUCCCGAUGGAUUGUUUUGAUGGGCUUGAUUUCCAAUCCUUGGUCUCCGAGAACUAUUCACCUUACGAGCGUCCAAACUCCCAGAGAAAACAGAAUCCUCAGUCAGUUAUAGCCCGACCAGGACCAAGUCCGAGCAAGAAGGUCAAGGUCAUCAAUAAGUCUGGUGAUCCCAGACUCAUUUCUUUUGAGCACUCCAAUAAUACGCACCAGUUAUGCGAUCUGGCUCCCAAUGUGAAGCUCGAAAGCCUCAGUGAAAACGUACUGAAUCUGGCGUCUUUAAGAAGCUGUCAAGGCGCAUACUAUGAAGGCAUAAAUUUCGCAAAAGGUGAGAAACAGACGAGAAACCCACUCCAAGCUCAAGAUCACGUCAUGGCCGAACGAAGACGAAGGGAAAAGCUCAACCAGAAGUUCAUUACUCUCUCCUCCAUCAUUCCUGGCCUCAAGAAGAUGGACAAGGCGUCGGUGUUGGGAGAUGCUAUAGAGUACGUGAAACAGCUGAAGGAACGCGAGAAGAUUCUGGAAGAACAAGUCGCUAUGAAUAGAAAGGAAUCUGCACUCUUGACGAGGAGAACUAUUCUCUUUGCGAACGACGGUGAUAAGUCGCCGCCGUCCUAUGAAAUUCCCGACAAGUCACUGGCUGAAAUCGAGGCCAGAGUUUUGGGUAAAGAUAUACUCAUCAGAAUCCAAUGCGAGAAACAUAAUGGGUGUGAGGCUAAAAUACUGCGAGAAUUUGAAAACCUUCGUCUCACUGUUCAUAGCAGUAGCACCCUCCCAUUUGGAGAGACCACCCUUUGUAUAACCAUCAUCGCUCAGAUGGACAAGGAGCACAGCAUGACAGCAAAGGAUCUCGUGGGAAGCUUGAGGAAGGCAUUGACAUUAGAUCGUGCGUAGUUCAGAUAAUACAUAUUGUUAGUAGAGGGGUGGUUUUUGAGCGGCUUUGAUUUUUCAAACCUACUCUUUCUUGAUACUCCCUCUUUUAGAUCUGUUGUGAUAAGCAGAAAAUUAAGGUUCUUGUUUGUAGAGACGAUAAUAGAACUAGCAGGCACAUGUAUGUUUCGCAUCGUUUAUUGUUGUGUAUAAAGUUCUUAUGAUUAUUUGUGCU